CUUUGGGACAUGUCUGACUUGACCAAAAAUCUUAAUAGUCUUGGCUUUGAGAGCAGGUUGUGUGAAGGCGAGAGAGAAUUAAUUCAUCUCCGGCGCUCUUUUGCGUUCACAUUCUGCGGAUGCGCACACGCUGUUUUUCUUCUGCAACUUCUGCACUCAGCUCAAAAUCACUGUGCAAACACAAGCAGCUUGUUAUCAGGGGAGCUGCGUGUGGGGAUAGUAGAUGGUCACCUGGGAAAACAGUUGCUCCUUUCUAUUCUGGACAAGACAAAAAUCACAGAAUCUAACAUUAAGGUGUCUAUUAGAAGACCAGAGUUUACAGGUAAUAAUCAUGUUGCACCGGGGGUCAAAUGUUUCUUUGACAAUGGCCGCAUGGCGCUGUGGGCACAUGUCUUGUUCUUGUGCUGCCUGCCCUCUCAGCUGCCCAGAGUGUGUGCAGACCUGAGCCCCCACCAGUGCACUCACACACUUGCGUACUGUUUCUCCUCUGCUGUUCCUAUCUCCACAUUAGUUCAGCUUCUGGGACAUAACUUUGUUCUGAAGUCACAGCAUAAUAUAGCUGCCUGUGACAUUCCAGCUGUGUGGAUGACUUACACUCAUCUGAAGAGCGCUUUAAAAGACCCAUUACUCAUAAAAUGGUCCUGUCCACUGAACAGAAGUCAGAGCCCAUCUCUUGGUUUGAAGUGGGUGUGUGCCGUGCUGUAUUGCCUGGUGAAUAUUUGCACAUGUGUUCAUUUGGAGUAUGAAAAAACUCUAUAUGUGAUAAACCACCUUUUUCAAGACAAACUGUCCUUGGGUGCAAAUAAUGUCUCUCCUGCUUCUGGCCUAUCUGCAGAUGAGGCUUUUCCAUGGAUCGCUCUCAAUGAUGCUCUGACAAAUAAUACUCCAUUUUACUGCUUUUUUGUGAACAGUAAAUCCACACAGGAAUAUAUUUGUACACUGUAUACUGCACUCCUGGAGCCAUCAUCUCAUUAA
Messenger RNA from Boleophthalmus pectinirostris (great blue-spotted mudskipper), 975 nucleotides. It is a transcript of the gene noxred1, whose product is annotated as NADP-dependent oxidoreductase domain containing 1. Gene Ontology annotation, molecular function: pyrroline-5-carboxylate reductase activity. Gene Ontology annotation, biological process: L-proline biosynthetic process. The record is from RefSeq and is a predicted model, not a curated record. Lineage: Eukaryota; Metazoa; Chordata; Actinopteri; Gobiiformes; Gobiidae.